This is a messenger RNA of Wickerhamiella sorbophila, 1248 nucleotides long. RefSeq lists its product as hypothetical. Gene Ontology annotation, molecular function: methyltransferase activity. Gene Ontology annotation, biological process: rRNA base methylation. The record is from RefSeq and is a predicted model, not a curated record. The transcript has a single exon. Gene Ontology annotation, cellular component: nucleolus. Bases 1 to 1248 code for a protein of 415 amino acids. NCBI's taxonomy places the organism in Eukaryota, Fungi, Ascomycota, Dipodascomycetes, Dipodascales, Trichomonascaceae.
AUGAUCUACCAACAGGCUGCAGCCUACUUGGACAGCGGCCCUGGGUCAUUAAAGAACCGCAUUUUCGCAAAAAAUAGUGGUCCCCAGGCUAAGCGGCUGUUUGCUUUAGUUUAUGGGACGUUACAGUACAAAACAUUGCUGAGCGCAGUGAUCACCGCAUCGCACAUUCUCAAGUACGAAAAGGCGUUGACGCUGCCCGUGGCUUUGGUGAUGGUUCACGAUCUGUUACUCUCGAAAGGUGGGAAGCUUGCGUGCGGUAAAUGCAAAGAGAAAGACGCAGUGAUGCGUCACAAGACCCGGCUCAAUGCCGAGUUCGUCAAGUACAAGGUCAAGCACGGGCUGGUUCAGGACGAAACGGACGAAACACCUGUGAGAUGGCUUCGCUGCAACCCGGUAAAGGCCAGCCCUGAAGACCUCGAAAAGGCGUUUGUUGCUGCGGGCAUGACUCGCGUGGAAACGUUCAAAGUGCAUAAGAUGGCUUUUUACAAAGACGACUUUGUUCCCGGCCUGUAUGGGUUGCACCCUUCUUACCCGGUGGCAAAAAUGCCAUUGUAUCGUUCUGGUCAAUUGAUCAUUCAAGAUAGAGCAUCUUGCUUUCCCGUCACGAUCUUGAAUCCCAGCUCGGAUGCUGAGUAUAUUGAUGCAUGUGCCGCUCCCGGCAACAAAACUACUCAAUUGGCUGGCUAUGCGAAAAAGGUCACUGCGUUCGAGCGAGACCCCAAACGUGGAGCCAUUCUUCAAAAAAUGAUUGGUACUGCGGGCUUGAGCGAUAGGAUCAAUGUGAACAUUCAAGAUUUCACCCAGGCCCAGCCCAGCGACUACCCCGAUGUAAAAGGACUCGUUGUUGAUCCCUCGUGCAGUGGUUCGGGUAUUUUUGGUCGUGCAGGCUUGGGAUCAGAACAAGAAACCCAAAAUAGCCAGCGUUUGGAUAAGCUGUCCGAGUUCCAGUACAUCAUUGUAAGCCACGCCCUCAAGUUUCCUGCUGAGACUGUAGUUUACUCUACAUGUUCAAUUCAUAGUAUCGAGAACGAGCAGGUUGUUCGUCGUCUUCUGGAGACGCCUGAAAUCGCUAAAGAGUGGCGGCUGCGCUCGCGUGAAAGCGUCUUGCCCGGAUGGCCCCGCCGGGGUUAUGUGCAAGAGUUUGAAGGUAUGGAAAAUGCCGCUGAGCUGGCUGAGUCUUGUGUAAGAGUCAAUCCCAAAGAAGAUGGAGGAAUUGGCUUUUUUGCUGCGUGCUUUGAGCGCAUAUAA